AUGAAACGCCACCACCACUUCUACUACUUGUUUUCUUCCUCCGAAUUAAAUAAUAACGAUUCAAGUGAAGAAUCUAGAGCACGAAUUUCUUCAAGCCUUAUUCAUCAACAACAAAACACAUCCUCUCUCUUCUCUCAUUAUCAAACAAUCCUUGUACAUAUUACAUCCUCUCUCUUUCAUCAUCCUUCUUCUGAAACACUCACUCAAUUGUGGAAGGAACAUCCAAUUCCACUCAUUCUCAUUGGUUUUCCACUCAUCAUUCUUUUCCUAUUCCUGGUGGCAUUCCUCAUCAUUAACGCCUUUCGACAACUCCGAAAGAGUGGGUGGUUGAUUCGACAACAACAACAACAACAACAUGCAACCACUUUGGCAUGGUUUGGAGGAAGAGGUCAUCCAUCAACAGGAGCAACAUCAGGAGGAUCCUCAUCACCAUCACCAUCCUCACCAGAUGGAAUUGUUGUUGUGAAUCAUCCACCAACAUCACCACCCAAUCUCGACAAGAUCUCAACACUACGUACUGGCACAGAUCCUUCUUUAAAACACGAAUUUGAUCAAACAAAUCAGGAUGAUGAUGAAGAUGAUCAAUACAAUAUUUAUCAUAACAAUCUUGUCGUGCAUUCCACCUAUUCUUCAUCUGGAUCAAACUCUUCAAAUCUUUCAAUGGGAAAUCAAUCAAUGUUACGUGAAAUUGAAGAGAGAAUUGACGAACCUCUUUCCGAACAAGAAUUACUCUCUCGAGUUGUCAUGAAGAAGAAUUCACUCUCUACUUUUCCUUCUCAAACAACAACAACAAGAAUGAGAACAUUUAAAACCUACUCGAGUUCAGACGAAGAAGAAGAGAUGAAUCAUCAUCAUGCAGACAUCUCACCCUCAUGGUUCAAUCACACAAAGCCCAAGAGCAAAGGUCGAAACAACACACCACCACUGCGUCGAACGACGACUACGAAUGAAGGUGAUGAGGACAAGCAAUAUUCAAAGACAGUUUUGGACUCUGACGCAGAGCGAAACGGAACAAAAAAUAUUUCGCAGCAACUCUCUCAAGACGCGUCCAAAACAUCUCUUUCCAACAACAACAACAACAAUACCACCACUGCCUCACUCACUACCCACCACCAUCAUUCGCACCACCACCACCACCACCACUACUCAUCCUUCAUCAUGUCAUCAACAAACAAUGUCCCACAACUCUAUACGAAAAGUAGUGGAAAUGAUCCAAAUGAUCCAAUGAAUCUCUACGAUACAGUGGCCCCAGAAUUAGGAGUCGGAUUGGAACGAUGGAAAGCUAUUAGACACGCGUGGGUGACCGGAGAGUUUUGUAAAGAUAAGAAAACAAUCUCAGCGCUGAAUGACUCUCGUGAAGACCACAGAGAUUCGGUCGAUGUUGAUGCCAUUGUUGAACAUUUGGUCAACCCGAAAAAACCAUCCUUUCAAAAGCCAAUACCACUCAAAGAAAUGAUACAAAUAUUAUUAGAAAUUUGGGAAUCCGAUGGACUUUUUGAAUAG
Naegleria fowleri is the source of this 1503-nucleotide messenger RNA. RefSeq lists its product as uncharacterized. NCBI's taxonomy places the organism in Eukaryota, Heterolobosea, Eutetramitea, Acrasida, Naegleriidae. The record is from RefSeq and is a predicted model, not a curated record. The coding region runs from base 1 to 1503 and encodes 500 amino acids. The transcript is spliced from 2 exons.